AUGGGCUGUACUCAAUCCACAGAAGACUCGGCUGCCAAAGCUCGAAAUGCCGAGAUUGAUGAACAACUCAAACGAGAUCGAGCAAACCUCAGAAAUGAAAUCAAGAUGCUUCUAUUGGGAGCAGGAGAAUCAGGAAAGUCGACGGUAUUGAAGCAGAUGAGAUUGAUUUAUAAUAAACCAUACGACGUAGAAGAAAGAGAUAGUUACAGAGAAAUAGUAUAUUCGAAUACUGUUCAAUCGAUGAGAGUACUUCUUGAAGGAGUAGCAUUAAUGGAAAUACCCGUUGACCCGUCAAAUAAAUCACGCUGGGAUGUGAUCAUGAGUGCACCCGCACAAAUCGAAGGAGACGUUUUCCCACCGAAAUUAGCGGAUGCAGUCGCUGGCCUAUGGAGAGAUCAAGGUGUUCAACAUGCUUUUAUAAGAAGGAACGAAUUGCAACUGAACGAUUCUGCUCCAUAUUACUUUGAUGCUAUCUCAAGGAUCAGUCAAAAUAGUUACAUGCCGACGGAUCAAGAUAUCUUGAGAGCAAGAGUGAAAACAACCGGUAUCACCGAGACUCACUUCAAAAUCGGUGAAUUGACUUACAAGUUAUUUGAUGUCGGUGGUCAAAGAUCAGAAAGAAGAAAAUGGUUAAACAUCUUCGACUCGGUAACCGCGUUGGUCUUCCUGAUUGCCAUUUCAGAAUAUGAUCAAAAAUUGUACGAAGAUGAAAGUGUCAAUCGUAUGCAAGAAGCUAUGACGUUAUUUGAGUCCGUAGCCAAUUCAAGGUGGUUCACCAAGACAUCAAUCAUACUGUUCCUCAACAAAAUCGAUUUGUUCCGUGCGAAAUUAGCUGUAUCGCCAUUGCAUAACACUUUCCCCGAUUUCAGAGGAGGCACAAACUACGAUGCUGCUUGUGCAUACUUGCUAGAGAGGUUCGUUGGAUUAAAUAAGAAUCCAUCCAAAUCUAUUUAUGCGCACUAUACGGAUGCGACCGAUACCAGAGCUUUAUCUUUUGUCAUAUCCGCUAUCAACGAUGUGAUAAUUCAAGUUAAUCUGAGAGAUUGCGGAUUAUUAUAA
Kwoniella shivajii is the source of this 1059-nucleotide messenger RNA. RefSeq lists its product as uncharacterized. Gene Ontology annotation, cellular component: heterotrimeric G-protein complex. The transcript is spliced from 10 exons. Gene Ontology annotation, molecular function: GTP binding; G protein-coupled receptor binding; G-protein beta/gamma-subunit complex binding. The coding region runs from base 1 to 1059 and encodes 352 amino acids. The record is from RefSeq and is a predicted model, not a curated record. Lineage: Eukaryota; Fungi; Basidiomycota; Tremellomycetes; Tremellales; Cryptococcaceae. Gene Ontology annotation, biological process: G protein-coupled receptor signaling pathway.